ACCCUAAAGAUAAAAAGCGUAGCUGAAACUAAUUUCCCCGCUGCGGGUGCCACGACUGAUUGAAGGAGGUUCCGCGAUGGUGUGAAUACAGAUUCAUUUGACAAAUAUUCCCGGAUAAUGCAUAUCUUUAAAAGUAGAAUAAUUUUGAACUGAGGAUCUGCAGGAGACACAUUAAAGAAAUGUCGUAAUGUGUGACACGAGUUUAUCAAAUCACACAGAAAGCAUUUCUCAUUGGAUUUUUUAAAUUAAAACCGGAUCGGGCCUUAGGUCGCCCGUUUAGUCUAGCAACAAGACGAUCUCCGUUCGGUUGAUAUGGCCGUCGUUGAAGAAUUUGAUUAUUUAUGUCGUUUAUGCGCGACUAAAACAGGCAUAUUAAUGGGAUUACCGAUCUUCGAAGCCGGCGAUCAAAUGCGCAAUAUUGACAAGAAAAUAGCCGCGUGUUUGCCAGUACAGGUAAAAUCAUGCGUAAAGAUAGAGGUAUCUAUGACUGAUCAGUUACCAAAAGUAGUGUGUGAGGAGUGUGCUUAUAAAUUGGACCAAUUAUUUGACUUUCGUGAAAAAUGUUUACAUACUGAAGGGAUGUUUAUGGAAAUGCUAAAAGAAAUUGCUAAAGACAACGUUGUUCGUAUAUCGAAGCAGGAUUUAGAAGAAGUAGAAGCAAUGAGUAGAAUUCAAAGGAAUAUCAGUAGAAUACAAAAUAACAUUGAAGACGUACAAAAUCAUGUAACUUCUCAGGAAACAGAAGAAACCACUAUACAUACUAUGCAAGUCAUGGAUGAAAUAGAUUUAGCAGGUGGUGAACAGGUUGUUACGCAAGAAGAAAUAGAACAACAGGAUACCGAUAUUGAAGUCACAGGUAUCGAUUGUUUAGAUGGAGACACUGUCAGAAUGGUGGAUGAACAUAUACGAGAAGUUUCUAAUCAUCAAAUAGCAAUGCAUUUGGAGGGAGAUAUGACUGUAGUUGGAAAUUUAACAGUUAGUGGUCACUUGAGUCAGUUAGGUAUAAAUUAUGUAACUUCAAUAAAUCCUGAAGAUCAAACUCGAGAACAAAUAGUACAUUAUUGUGAUAAUGUAAAAUAUGAAUCUGUACCAAUUAAACAAGAAUAUCAUAGGUUACACGAUAGAUUGACUACAGGAAAUUCUACAAAUGUACUUGAAAAUAAUGUAACGCAUGAAACUUUUCCUUCUGCGCAACAAGAAACUGUAAGUGAUAUGGAAGAAUCACGAAUUGUUGAAAAUGAAACUCCUGCGCAUACAGCUUCUUCUCAAACAAAUAAUUUGGCAUCAACGAGUCAGAUAACCACUGGAGGUACAGAAAUUUUAGUUGAAUAUACAAAAGAAGCAAAAGAUGCAUUAUUAGAAACGACAUUAAAUAAUCCUACCAUUGACGAAACUGGUUCACAUUGGUUUGUGUGUCCAUUUUGUAAUGAAGCAAUGUUAGGAUCAAGUAAUACAAUAGCACACUUUGAACAGUACUUUUGUUACUGUUCCUGUGGAUUAUAUUUUACAAGCGUAGAUGCACUGAAUGUACAUAAAGAGAGUUGCAAUGUACAUAAAAACAAAGUAGUCAGUAAGGAAAAAGAAGUUACUGAAUCAGAACUAACGCCUACGCAAAAUGACACAAACAUAGAAGAAAAAAAACAAGCAACAAUGAGACAGAAAUGGACUCCAAAAGUUUGUACUCACUGUGGCAAACAAUAUAGGACAAAUUAUAAGUUGCAAGAACACAUGAGAAAACAUACUGGUGAAAAACCUUUCCAAUGCAUCACUUGUGAAAAAGCAUUUCGUAGUAAAAUAGGGCUUGCACAACACACAGCCACACAUACAGGACAAUUCGAUUACAAUUGUUCCACAUGUGGUAAAGGUUUUCAGUCUAAAAGCUAUCUUGUUCUUCACCAAAGAGUGCAUUCGGAUUUAAAACCCUUCCCAUGUAAUACUUGUGGGCAACAUUUCAAAACAAAACAAUCUCUGUUAGAUCAUCAGAACAGGCAUCUCGGAGUUAAACCAUAUGUGUGUGAGAUUUGUGGUAGAGGUUUCAUAACUAAAGGACUGUGUAAAAGUCAUCAAAAAAUACAUUCAGGCAUGGACAAUCGGCAAUAUCCAUGCGUAGUAUGCAAUAAAAUGUUUGUUAGUAAAAGUUACCUUAACACACAUUUACGUAUUCAUACUGGUGAGAAACCUUAUUUAUGUGAAGUUUGUGGUAAAGGGUUUUUAACACGUGUCGAUCUGAAAAUUCACUCGACCAUGCAUACCGGAGAGAAAAGUUUUAAAUGCGAUAUGUGUGGAAAAGUAUUUGCCAGAAGAGCCGCGUUAAGAUGUCACAGAAGAUUACAUACGGGAGAACGACCUUACAGAUGUGACGUAUGUGGCAAAACAUUUACACAAUUCACUCCUAUGGCCAUCCACAAAAGAUUACAUACCGGGGAACGACCGUAUGAAUGUGAUGCCUGUUCUAAGACAUUUGUAUCGAGAUCAACUAUGAUGUGUCACAAAAAAAAGCAUCAUAGUACGCCAACGGUACAAAAAGAAGAACCAGUUCCUCGUCAGAAUGAAGUGAAAAAUAUUUUACCAGCUGAAAUUGUACUUCGGGAUUCUCAGGAAGGAAUUCAAAUUACCGCCGAUUAAAAUUUACGAAAACAAAUAACGCACGACAGGAACUAAAAUAUCGAGUCUGCAUUUUAUAAAGCGGCAUUAGUCACCACGAUGUAUUCCUUUAUUGUAGCGUAUAUGUUAAAAUUGUAUACAAAGAAUAUAUUUUCGAAGAUUCUUCGCAA
Messenger RNA from Megachile rotundata (alfalfa leafcutting bee), 2774 nucleotides. RefSeq lists its product as uncharacterized. Lineage: Eukaryota; Metazoa; Arthropoda; Insecta; Hymenoptera; Megachilidae. The record is from RefSeq and is a predicted model, not a curated record. Gene Ontology annotation, molecular function: DNA-binding transcription factor activity, RNA polymerase II-specific; zinc ion binding; RNA polymerase II cis-regulatory region sequence-specific DNA binding. Gene Ontology annotation, cellular component: nucleus; PcG protein complex; transcription regulator complex. Gene Ontology annotation, biological process: regulation of transcription by RNA polymerase II.